AUGGUUUUUCCGACUCCCGAUCCCGGUUCCGGUCCGAGUCGAAGCUCAUGGAGGUCUGGCUUCCCCACCGCAAAUGAGCUACAGCUUCCAGACACAAAUGAGCAACACCAGUUGCUAACCAGACCACCAAACCCGCUUUCUCCUACUCCAGAGGCCACCCCCGGGAAGAGGAACAGGGGAAAGAAGCAUCACCAGAAGCGUAAUAACACAUCUCAAAACCAGCCAUCAGAAGACAUGGCGCCCGCUCCGCGUCGGGACAUCCUCGCCAAGGAACAUUUUGCACAUGCCUUUGGCAGCGCCAAGACGCAGACAUACCUAGAUCCCGCUGCGAAGGGACCAGGAUCUCAUACUAUCCGAACUCUGGCAUGGAACCCGGCUGGUUCGCUCAUUGCGACAGGCUCCGCCGAUAAGACUCUGCGAAUUUGGAACCCUGAGCGCGCGCAUGUCCGAUACUCUACUGAGCUGCGUGGUCACUCCGCCGCUGUUGAGAAUGUUCUCUUCAAUCCUAUUCGCGACGCCGAGCUGGCCAGUUGCUCUGCUGAUGGUACCGUACGCAUCUGGGAUGUGCGAUCGAAGACAUGCGUGAGUCGUCUUGAUGUUGGUGGCGAGGCAUUUACGCUCUCCUGGUCUGCUGAUGGAGAUACUAUGCUGGUUGGAAGAAAGGACGAUACCUUGAUCCCUAUUUCCGUUCAAUCACCUUCAACCCCAACUAUACUGUCGAAUGAAACUGGUACAUCGAGUGUACCAGACGCAUCAAUCUACUCUGCGCUCCCCGCAAGACCUCAAGACGUUCAAACGAAUGCCACGGCUUUCUCAUGGAAAAUCCCUAACCCCGAGUCACCAAAUCUCCGUUGCUUCCUUACUACCGGUGAAGGGCGCGUCAAGAUCGUUGACUAUCCUUCCUUCGAAACGCUCCAUACCCUGAACGCGCACACCGCAGCCUGCAUUUCCCUCGCUCUGGCUCCGCACGGUCGCUACCUGGCCGUUGGUGGUGGCGACGCCCUGAUUUCGCUUUGGGAUACUACAGAAUGGAUGUGUCUGCGCACUUGCUCGAGUGAGAAUGGUGGUGCUAUCCGUGGUGUGAGCUGGAGUUUCGACGGAAGGUACAUUUGUGGUGCUUCGGAUGAACCUGAUUGCCCGUCGAAUGGCUUGGAGAUCUUCCAUGCGGAGACGGGUGAUAGUGUUUACACUGUUCCCACUGGUCCUCGUGCUACCAUUCCGGCCGUUGCGUGGCACCCAUCGCGCUACUGGCUGGCGUACUCGACUACCAAUGAUGGCCAUGGCAGCAGUGGCUCGGGGUUGAAGAUUGUUGGUCCAGGCAGUGGUAACCUGUGA
This is a messenger RNA of Penicillium malachiteum, 1335 nucleotides long. RefSeq lists its product as uncharacterized. The coding region runs from base 1 to 1335 and encodes 444 amino acids. Gene Ontology annotation, molecular function: protein binding. NCBI's taxonomy places the organism in Eukaryota, Fungi, Ascomycota, Eurotiomycetes, Eurotiales, Aspergillaceae. Gene Ontology annotation, cellular component: THO complex part of transcription export complex. The transcript has 3 exons. The record is from RefSeq and is a predicted model, not a curated record. Gene Ontology annotation, biological process: mRNA export from nucleus.